Messenger RNA from Oryza sativa Japonica Group (Japanese rice), 2069 nucleotides. RefSeq lists its product as uncharacterized. Lineage: Eukaryota; Viridiplantae; Streptophyta; Magnoliopsida; Poales; Poaceae. The record is from RefSeq and is a predicted model, not a curated record.
UUCCUCCUCCGCGGCCACGCUUGCCGCCGCCGCGGCUCCCUCCUCCGCUGCCGUGGCGGUUCUACCGGAGGCGGCGCGGCGAGUCUCCGCGGCUUCCCUCCUCGAGGAGUUAAACGCCUUCCCGGAGAUGUCCCUAGUGGUCCGGUGGCUCGGCGCCGCUCGCCGCCCGGGAGCGGAGGUCGUCUCCAAAAUUGCGGGGCGCCGCCACCACCUCACCACCACCGCCGCCGCCGCGGCUCCCUCCUCCGCUGCCGUGGCGGUUCUACCGGAGGCGGCGCGGCGAGUCUCCGCGGCUUCCCUCCUCGAGGAGUUAAACGCCUUCCCGGAGAUGUCCCUAGUGGUCCGGUGGCUCGGCGCCGCUCGCCGCCCGGGAGCGGAGGUCGUCUCCAAAAUUGCGGGGCGCCGCCACCACCUCACCACCACCGCCGCCGCCGACUCGAACCUUCCAAGUCAAGCGCCCGGACGACUCGUCAAUCGGGGGGGUGCUCAAGUGAUCGGCGCGGGCGACUUCUUCGGCUGGGAGAGCAAUGAUUGCGGCUGCCUCGCCGACCUCGCGCCGUUCCCUCACCGCGGCGCGCCGUUCCCUCGCCGCCGCUGCGGUGCUGCAUCGCCUUCUCUUCCCUGGUGGUUCGCGGCAGAGCAGGUGCGCUUCGGCGUGGGCGACCCCUUCGAGAGCGAUGAUGGCGGCAUACUCCCCGAUCUCGCGGCAUUUCUUCGUCGCCGCCGCCGCUGCGCCCACAGCAGAAGAAUCUUCGAAUUCGAGAGCACCCACCACGGCUUUGGCAAGAGCAACAAUGGCAUGAGCGGCGGUUUUCGUUUUAUGUUGGAUGACACCGACAAGAGGUUUCGCCAUGUCCGAGCUCGGAGAAAUCGGUGGCAACAGCUGGUGAUAAGGAAGAUGUUCUCAAGUUCAGGGAAGCGCAGCUCGUCGACUUCAAGGCAACAGACGCCUUCGCCGACCUCUUUACCAGCGGCCAUCCCCAGCCAACCAGCAGCGGCGAUUUCUUCCUCUUCAUCUGAGACUAAUUCAUCCAGUGAGCAGGAAAAAGGGGCUUCCUCGUCAGCAUGCUACAUUGAUGAAUCAUUCGGUAAUCAGGAGAUAAUUGACGCUGAGACUUAUGUCAAGGCAAAUCCUAUGCUUGUUAAGGCGAAUGUACUGGGCUCAGCGAAGACAUUCUGGAGAAUGUCGGAUAUAGCAGUGAGACUCAUUCGGCGACUUGCGAGGAUUCUGAAAAUUCUGCACGAACAGAAGCGUUAUCUCCUGGCCCCGCUCUCAGUGCAAAAUCUAGUAAUUGUCUCGGGUGAACUUAAGCUCAGGAAUGUCACCCUUGCAGAUGAUGAUUUCAGUUUUGAUCGGAUUAAAUGUGAUUAUCAGUAUAUGUCCGUUGUGCUGGAAGAGUUGAUCAUGUUAUCUGUCGGACAAAAUGGAUUGUCCAAUAUCCCUCCUGAUUUUGGCAAAUACUUGGGUUUGCUUAAAGGACUAGUCAAACCUGAUGACGAAUUUCUGAUAACCAACCAUGCUUCGUUAUUGCCCAUGGCAAACAGGACGGAUGCAUUUAUGAUGAUGUACAAUCAUAUUAUGGGCUAUCUUGGCCGCAAAGAUCCUAAAAAGAAGAUAUACAUUCUAUCACACCUGAAGUAUGACACAGACUGGCUUCGCACAGCGUCAGGAAACAGUGAGAUAGGGAAAUGGCUUUGGCGCCGGAGAUACGGCCAGACUGUUAAGGAGUUUCUGCACUUAAAUCGGAAUAUCAGGUCCCAUCCAUAUGAACAUUCCGAGGAAAAGAUCGAAGAAGCUCUAUACGGUGAAUGGCCGGAACUGCUAGUUGAAAUGCAAGAAAAACUGCACAAAGAGGGUGAAUUACAAAACACUGAGAUGGAGUCGAAAUUUGGGCAGCAGUGAUUUUCUGCAUUGAGUCUGCAUCAUGGAGAAACAUAUGUUCUAUUGGCGCUGAAAAUGAAGACAUAUAACAUCUGUGACAUGUAAACAAAUCUUUCAUACAUGCAGACAUUGAUCUUGCAACAUAGUGCACAUUAAUAUCAUAAAAGUGCCUCAGUGUUUUUUUUUU